GUCGUUCGUAUCGUCCUAUUUUAUCAUCACAACCUGCAAGCAAGACCGACUACAUCAAUGCAGUGUUCGUUCCGAGUCUCCAGAGCUAUGAUGGAUAUAUAGUCACUCAAUGGCCCCUCCUGCACACUGCUGAUGACUUUUGGACGAUGAUUUACGACUACAAAUCUAUGGCUAUUGCUAUCCUGGAUAGCGAUGCUGAUACCAAUGAUCCAAAACUGAUGCCAUCACAGGAAGAAUCAGAAAUAACAGCAGGGAAUUUUACUGUACAAAUAUCUGGUAACUCCCGAACUGAGAGUUCUGUAGCGAUGACAGAAGUCUGCCUCUCUAAAAUGGGAGAUGAUGCUUCACACAAAAUCAAGAUAUUCCGAGUUUGUAACUGGCCCCAGGAUCAGCAAAAGUGUGCCGAGGGGCGCGUCACAGAGAUUGCGUACGCAGUACAUGAAUGCCAGAGAAACUUUACUUCCGGCGGUCCUGUCACUGUCGUUUGCAGGGACGGGUCUUCAAAAUGUGGGAUAUUUUGCACUGUUGCAAAUGCUAUUGAAAAUAUCAACCUUAACCAGCAAGUCAGUCUGAUUCAGGUGGUGAGACAGCUUCAGUUGCGACGCCCAUCUUUCAUCAGUACCUAUGAGAGUUACGUCAUGUGCAAUCGAGAAGUAAAGGUACACUUCGAUGCGUUGUCAGAAUACCAAAACUACGAAGGACCAUCAUCCUAGGCCACAGAUUAAAAUUGCAGUCGCGUCUUUAAGCCACAGUGCAAUGUAAAAACCAAUCAAACUGACAGCAUUUUCUACAUUUAGAUAGAGAAACAUGCUCAUAUCAGCAACAUUGACAUUUCCCCGCUACAAGUAUGGAAUAAAAAAUAUUCGUAUCAUUAUCAACAGACUUGAUAGAAAAAUGGUAUUCAAUGUUCAUAAUUCAACUUCUACAGUUUUGCAAUGGUAUUCUAUAAUAAUUAUAUACAGUAAUAACUGUAUUGCAAGGUACUAAAAUAUACAUUUGUAUAUCUGAUACUGAACCUAAAGUAGGACUAAUGGAACUAGUGCUGUUAUGCCUCUUUUGGUCUUUCAAUCAAACAUGAAAUAUGUUAUUAUCAAUAUUUUUCUGUCAGUAACAAUCAUUAGUGGUCUCUUAACGAUUUCGUGUAUGCAACAAUGAAUACAGACUUUUUACAUUGAAUUGAGCUGUAAUCUGUUCACUAGUAAUAUCAAAAUUUAACAGAAAUUACUCAGCAAAAUGUUUCCUUGGUUAGUAAUAUUAUAUUGCUAUUAUUUAGCCUAUUUUCCGGUCACCUGAAAUUUCGUCUUAGUUGACUGUGCAGUUGCCUUUUGGUCACUGUCGUUUGUCAUGGGUAAUUCGUCUGUAAUCAAUUGACAUUUUCGACUUCUCCAAAACCCCUAAAACAAAUUUGCAGAAACGUUCUAAGGCCGAAGGUGAACUAAAAUUUAGAAUUACGUGGUCGCCACAUACAGAGGCAAUGAAAACGGGAUGAAAAUGAGUCACAUGGUUUUAUAUUUCCAAAAUUACAUUUUGAUCACAACUUGAAUAAUUUACAUUGGAUUUAUACACAGGUGCUUAGAACUUUCAGCAUUUGAUGAAAUAAAUUUGCAUAACAUUAAUUUCAUGCAAAUGUUAUGUUACAAUAACCUAAACGAUAGUUUUUAAAGGUUACUGAUGACUGAUGAAAAAGUAACAAUCGAAGUAGUAAUAUUAUUUCAAGUUAGAGUCUCACAUUUUUCAUUGUUGCUUGUAUACUAAUUCUUUAAUAUACAUACAAACAUACAUACGAACGAAUAUACCAUUUGAGAUUUGAUUAUUACUACACUGCUAGAGAACAAGUUUCCUUUGUAAAUAUACACAUAGAUAAAGAUUAUGUAAAAAAUUAAAUACCUAUAUAUCACACAACUCAUAUGAUUUAUGGUAACA
Molecule: messenger RNA, 1923 nt
Organism: Ylistrum balloti
Lineage: Eukaryota; Metazoa; Mollusca; Bivalvia; Pectinida; Pectinidae
Product: receptor-type tyrosine-protein phosphatase alpha-like
Exons: 6
Biological process (GO): protein dephosphorylation
Molecular function (GO): protein tyrosine phosphatase activity
Source: RefSeq, a predicted model, not a curated record